Molecule: messenger RNA, 723 nt
Organism: Haemonchus placei
Lineage: Eukaryota; Metazoa; Nematoda; Chromadorea; Rhabditida; Trichostrongylidae
Source: the annotation of a GenBank genome assembly
UUGUUUGUUAAGCCUCCUGCAACGCCGUGGGGCAGUAUUCUGACAUCACGCGCUGUUUGGGCCUGCUGGUUUGGACAUUUCGCAGGCGACUGGGGUGCAUAUACAAUGUUGGUGUCGCUCCCAUCCUUCCUUAAAGAUGUUCUUGGACUGGAUUUGUCAUCGCUCGGUAUGGUGUCGGCAGUUCCUUAUAUUGCAUAUUUUGUUGUAAUCAAUAUUGGUGGAUUCCUUGCCGAUUUCAUUCGUAGCAAAAAUAUCCUCGGAACUCUCAACACGCGACGAGCAGCGAUGUUACUGGCCUUGCUUGGACAAGGAAUGUUCCUAGUAUUGUCAGGUUAUUGUGGAUGCGGUCAAGAGGCGCUAGUUAUAAUUUAUCUCACGGCUGGAAUGGCAAUUUCUGGUCUACAGUAUUCGGGUUUCGUAGUGAACUAUCUGGACAUUGCCCCUUCGUUCUCUGGUACCAUAAUGGGAAUGGGUAAUACGAUAUCCUGCCUCGCUGGUAUUGUUUCGCCCAUUGUCACGUCAGCGUUGACUCCCAAUGGGACCCAAGAAGAAUGGCAAGGCGUUCUCUGGCUCACAGCCGGUAUUCUUGCGAUUGGUUCGAUCGUGUUCAGCCUUUUCGCCAGCGGAGAGGUUCAGGAAUGGGCUAAGCUCAAGGGAGGAGAGGCUCCUGAAGAACUCCCAUUGAAAGAAGCGGAGGCAAAUCUUGAAAAGGACACUCACUAA